AUGUCCAGCAGGCGUACCAACAGCAGCAUCAAACGCAGCAGCAGCAGCAGGCCCAGCAACAAAAACAACAAGCCCAACAAGCCCAACAGUCCCAACAGUCUCAACAACAAGCUCAGCAAGCUCAGCAGACGUAUCAACACCCUCGCUAUCAACAGCCGCAGCAAGCCCAGCCAACAGGCCUACCAGCGGCAGUAUGCGCAGCCCCAGGCGCAGUACCAACAGGCGCAGGCCAAUCAAUACCAGCAGUCGCAGUACCACCCGCAACAGGCGCAAUAUCAACAGGCACACGCACAACACGCACAACACGCGCAGGCGCAGGCGCAGUCGCAGUCGCAGUCCCAGCCACAGUCGCAGCACAAACCUCCAUCACACACCCAAGCCCAGCAACCCUCCGCCACCCCGUCGACGAUAGCUACUGCCGACCUGGUGCGUCCGGAGUCUAAAUCGGAACCGAAGCAGCCGAAGAAACAGGCCAAGCCAACGGCAUCCCCCGCGACUGCCCCCAACCACGUCAAUGGCCAGACGGUCUUCCCGGCGACAACCCAAAACACCCAGACUUCGAGUGCUACAACCGCCCCGACGGCGACCCCCGCGCGUCCAGAUCAGCCGAAACCGGCGGGGAGCGAACAAACCCCCACGCCGCGUCGUCGCGGCCGGCCCCGCAAGUCGGAGAUCGAUCCCAAUGCGCCCCCGAAGCCGAAGAAACCCAAGAAGACUGCCGCUGCGCAGGCAGGUGCCCCGGGCGUGCCCGGGGCGCCAGGGGCAGCUCCCGGCACCGCAGCGGCCCCGGGCACACAGACGAUGCCUCCCACCACCGGACCCCCAGGUGCACCGGGCACUGCUCCCGCUCCGGGAACGGGCCCCGCCACCAUCACCAACCCCGACGGCACCGUUGUUCCAGUCAAACGGCGUCGCGGUCGGCCACGAAAGUCGGAGAUUGAUCCCAAUGCCCCGCCGAAGCCGAAGAAGCCGCGCAAACCAGCUCCCUCGAAAGAAGGCCCGAAACGGCCUCGCGGUCGACCCCGGAAGGCUGAUGUCCUGGCUCGCAAGGCCGCCGAAGAAGCGGCGGCGGCGGCGGCAGCAGCAGCAGCAGCGGGGCGGACAAGCUCAAGCCCUCGGCCAAGGGACAGGGUCAGGGACUGCCUCAUGCACCGGGACAAGGGCAAGUUUCUGGACAGGGGGUGUGCCGGAGGUGCGCGUUCCACGCCCAUCGGAAUGAAAUCUCAUAAGAGGCUCCCGCAACCGCAACAGGUCCUGGGCACACAGACGAUGCCUCCCACCACCGGACCACCAGCUGCACCGAGCACUGCUCUCGCUCCGAGAACAGGCCCCGCCACCAUCACCAACCCCGACGGCACCGUUGUUCCAGUCAAACGGCGUCGCGGUCGGCCACGAAAGUCGGAGAUUGAUCCCAAUGCCCCGCCGAAGCCGAAGAAGCCGCGCAAACCAGCUCCCCCGAAAGAAGGCCCGAAACGGCCCCGCGGUCGACCCCGGAAGGCUGAUGUCCUGGCUCGCAAGGCCGCCGAAGAAGCGGCGGCGGCGGCGGCAGCAGCAGCAGCAGCGGGCGGACAAGCCCAAGCCCCCGGCCAAGGACAGGGUCAGGGACUGCCUCAGGCACCGGGACAAGGGCAAGUUUCUGGACAGGGUCAGGGUCAGGCAGCGAACCCUCAAACCUCGGUGCAGAACCAGAUGCAACCCGGACAGAUGGGUCAGAACCAGAUGUCCCAAAAUCAGAUGUCCCAGAACCCCUUGGGCCAGCAACAGAUGGGACAGCCAUCCCCAAUGGGCCACCAGAUGCAGUCUCCUCUGGCACAGCAGAUGCGUCAAUCGCCGCUGACCCAGCAGAUCGGCCCCAACCAGCUGCAGCAGAAGCAGAUGGGCCACUCUCCCAUGUCGCACCAGCAACAACUAGGCGCAAACCAACUACAGCAGAAGCAAAUGGGCCACUCCCCCAUGGCGCAUCAGCAACAGCUGGGCACGAAUCAGCUACAGCAGAAGCAAAUGGGCCACUCCCCCAUGGCGCAUCAGCAACAGCUGGGCACGAAUCAGCUACAGCAAAAGCAAAUGGGCCAGUCACCACUGUCCCAUCAGCAGCAGCUGGGCACCAACCAGCUCCAGCAGACGCAGAUGGGCCAGUCCCCCAUGUCGCAUCAGCAGCAACUGAGCGCGACCCAGCUCUCAAACCAGAUGCGCCAGUCCCCCAUGGCCCAGCAGAUGAAAGUGCAGCAGGCCCAUCAACAGCCUCCGCAGCCCAUGAAGGUGCAACCCCAUCAGCAACAGCCCUCGAUGCAGGUCAACCCGCAACCGCCGCAUCAGCACCAGCACCAACCCCCGAAACCGCAACACCACCAUCAGCCACUCCCCUUCUCGCAACAUUCCUCCCCGCAAAUCCAGCAGCAGACCCAGCCGUCGUCACAUCCCCACCCUCUCUCUCACCAGCCGCAACACCACCACCACCCCCUCUCCCACCCGCACCAGCACCAUCCCCAUCAACCCGACCCAAUGCUGAUGAACCCGGCGCAGAAGCGCCCGGGCCCCGUCGACGACGAUCCCCGCAAGCGUGCGUAUAUCAUGCCUCAUCAGAUGUAA
Aspergillus terreus NIH2624 is the source of this 2589-nucleotide messenger RNA. RefSeq lists its product as uncharacterized. Gene Ontology annotation, molecular function: DNA binding. Lineage: Eukaryota; Fungi; Ascomycota; Eurotiomycetes; Eurotiales; Aspergillaceae. The coding region runs from base 1 to 2589 and encodes 862 amino acids. The transcript has 4 exons. The record is from RefSeq and is a predicted model, not a curated record.